AUGACGAUUACUGGAUCCCGGAUCUACCAUGUGCCUCCUCCACUUCCUGAAACCACCAUCAGGCGAAUUCUUGAACCCACACACCACACUCGCCAGACCCACCUGCCAGCCAUGUCGCGUACCAAACCCCACUCCACACACUGCACGCACCAUCCCGUCCUCCUACGACACCAAGCCGUCUACCUCAUCAGCCUGCUCAUAAAACACGCCCAACAAAUCCAGUUUGACAUCACACGACACAAUAUAAACGACUGGAACAGAGUCACCGAUGAAUUCAACGCGAGAUUCGAGGGGAAACCGUGCACCACUGGCAGUGGGGAAGCGCAGAUGAAGAAAACGGUCGCGAUGCUGUACUGUGCGCUUAUGGAGAACGAGGAAGAGUAUAAAAGACUGUUCGCUGAAGCGGAGCAAGCGUUUCGGGCGGAGAAGAGGAGGGCGGAGAAAGCGAGAGUGGGUUGA
Molecule: messenger RNA, 459 nt
Organism: Letharia columbiana
Lineage: Eukaryota; Fungi; Ascomycota; Lecanoromycetes; Lecanorales; Parmeliaceae
Exons: 2
Coding region: 1-459 (152 amino acids)
Source: RefSeq, a predicted model, not a curated record